Messenger RNA from Leptosia nina, 1491 nucleotides. Lineage: Eukaryota; Metazoa; Arthropoda; Insecta; Lepidoptera; Pieridae. The record is from the annotation of a GenBank genome assembly.
AUGGAAUCACGAAGCGCGCCGCCGAGCCCCGACGAGUCUGGGGGGGCGGUGUUCAAUUCACGGUGUCUGCAGUAUCCACACCAACCUUCUCUUCAAAGAACCUUCGCCAGCUGCAGGGAAUCUACCAGACCGCGACCUCAUCAUCGACAUGCGGUAUCCGAACCCGCCAGGCCGGACGAAAGGGUCUUUACCACAGCCGAAGUACACGACUACCCCUCAUCGGAGUCCGGUAUUGCGGCGGACUGCCCUCACGCCCACAGCAGUAAUGCUGACGACAGCCCUUGUUAUGACCGCUCCGAUUAUGAAGGGAAUUCGAGUUACAGUCUGAGACAUAACUUUCACCACGCGACCGAUUGCAACAAGCACCGCUCAGAGUAUCACCGAAGUCACACACCAGAUUAUCAUGAACAUGGAUCAGACAGUGACAGAGGUCACCCACGGAGUCAAACCAGUCGCCGACCUCAUAGGAAACAUAAGCGGGAAGACGACGACGGUGCGCAAUCGUUGGACGAGCGAUGCGCUCGCGAUCUUGAUGAAAUUCUACCCGCUCGACUUGCCGGAAUAAAUUUAUUACGCGAUCAACCAUCACAAUCAUGGAACCGCAGUAAUAUUGCUGCUACUAUGGAGCGAUUUGAGCCGGUCGAUUAUUCAUACGCGUAUUAUGACCAUCAUUUGUCAAUGCCUUCGUCGUCGAGAAAAGUAAAUCGUCAGCGUGGACGUGGCCUGCCAAGAGAGCGAUCGGCGCGUCACAAUUACGUAACUCGAUACGGCACGGAGGAGAAUAUAUACGAAGAAAUAACGGACGGUUCUAGAACAUGUCCGAAACAUCGACACGCCCCGAGACAAAGUCUUAUUUCAUUGGACAGAAGUGUAGUCGAAGAAGAAGUGCGUCGCGUCGAAUCUAGACAUAAAAGAAUAUUAGGAGAACUAAACUUGAGUGUUGAAGCCAUGCUCAUGCCUGAAUGCGAGUCACCGGAUUCGGAGAGGGCUGAGGAUAGAGACAAUAUAGAAGAAUUGUUGAGGGUCGGACCCACGGACGAACUAUUAUCUCCCGCGAGUUGUAAUCCUCCAGAUUUAGAUAGUGGUUUUAGUGGGAGUAGUAGUGGUGCUAGUUAUGUGCUGAUGAUUGUCAGUUACGUUGCCCUAGAGAAAUUCCGUCACCUCGAAGUUCCAGCUGCGGAGAUGCUAAAUCGACAGGCUUCUGGAAUAAAAAAGCUUGGAAAAAGAUAUCCGGCUUUUCAAGUUCAAAUAGCAUCAACAAAGCGGGUCUUACGGGUCUGCUCGUUAGGUACACUUUCCGGCGUAAGUCCGGGUCGCAGGGCUCGCAAGGCAAGCGAAGACCUGAGCCCGUCAAAUGCGACGCGUGCCUCUCCCAACGAUGUUAGCCGGUCAAUGAUGAAGCCUGUAGGCCAAGCAGAGCUAAAUCCCGAACUGCUACUAUACCGUACAGCUACUCAAACGGAAAACUGGUGGUGCCGCUGGAUUCCCUAG